This is a messenger RNA of Aphanomyces invadans, 743 nucleotides long. RefSeq lists its product as hypothetical. The record is from RefSeq and is a predicted model, not a curated record. The transcript has a single exon. The coding region runs from base 88 to 699 and encodes 203 amino acids. NCBI's taxonomy places the organism in Eukaryota, Oomycota, Saprolegniomycetes, Saprolegniales, Verrucalvaceae. Gene Ontology annotation, molecular function: protein binding.
CAAAGUACAACGCUAGAGCGUUUAUUCAUUGUCCCACUGCGAGUACUACAAUAGUUUGUGGUUGGCACUUUGCAAUUUUCCAAUCCGAUGCGCAACACGUUCGUCGCACUGGCCGCCGUCGCCGCCGUCUCCGCUGCCCAAUGCGAGCUGGGCUGCAUCACGACCCGCGAACCUGUCUGCGGCUCCAACAACAAAACGUACUCGAACGCGUGCUACUUGAAAGUCGACGCGUGCACGACCAAGGAAGAGAUUACAGUCGCCAAGCAGGGCGAGUGUGCGUGCAGCAACAUGUGCACGAUGGAAUACGCCCCCGUCUGUGGUAGCGAUGGCGUCACGUACGGUAACAAGUGCUCGCUACAGACUGCGCAGUGCAAAGACGGGUUGAUCAAGCUCGCCAAGGACGGCGAAUGCAGUGGCGCGUGCAACACGGUGUGCACGAAGGAGUACAAGCCCGUGUGUGCCUCGGACGGCAAGACGUACGGCAACGAGUGCGAAUUCAAGAAUGCCGCGUGCAAGACCCCGACGCUGACCAAGGUGUCGGAUGGCGAGUGCCCGUCGUCGGGAAAAACGACCACCGCACCCAACGUCACGUCGGCCAUGGCGACUACCAUCUCUGUCCCCACCACCACGGUCAAGUCGUCGGCCAUGUCGAUGGCCUUGUCCGCGUUUGUCGCCUUCGUGGCUUUGGUUGCCGCGUAAGCAGGGCCUAAACAUAUAUAUAUUUGGAUGUGGUUUCGGUUGGA